GGCUCGGGGCGUCUGGUAGUUGCAGUGCUGCGCGUCGCUUGCUUGGGACCGGCCGGCUUUUAAAUUCAGGGCCGGGGUUUGGAAUAGGGUCGUUAGUUUCAAACUCGUUUGUUAAAUAAAUAAAUAGAGGAACUGGGAGUAAAAAAUUUAAACAAUUAGGAAUAGAAACGACAAUGAAUAUUACUUCCGCACGUUGAUUUAAAAAGAGAUGAAUAAAUUUAAAAAAUUCAAAUGAUUUUUAUUAAACAAAUGAGAUAGUCUGAUGCAUUUUAAUCUCGGUGUUAACAGUUCCGUGGUUAUAAUUAGUUAAAUUGUACAGUGAAUAAUUAGAAAGCUAAUAUGUGGUUUCAUCUGGUCCUGCAACUCAUCGGUUUUGGACUGUUGAAUCGCAUAGACGCGCAAGUGCAGCCGUCCGACGAUCCUGGCUUGUCGUUUUCUAUAAAUCCCAAGGAUCGUUCGGCGUUCGAGGGUACCUCGGUACGACUGGAGUGCAAGGCGGAAAAUUUCGGACCCACCUCCGACGACGUGGUCUACUCUUGGACCUUCGAGGGGAAACCGAUCGCCCCAAGUCCGAGGAGAUACCAGGUCGGCGGUGACCUCGUGAUAACCAGAGUAGACCGGACCUCGGACACUGGCAAUUACCUCUGCAAAGCGACGAACAAACGGACGGGACGAUUCAUAGAGAGUUCACCCGCGAACCUCGACGUUCAAUGGGUCACCAAAGCGGACGUUCAACUGCAGUUACCUAAAUUGCCGACCCUUCUCAGGACCGGUGUCGACGUCGAGCUGAGAUGUCACGUCGAAGGGUCGGGUGAGAUGCGAUACGAAUGGUUCAAGAACGCCGAGAGAAUAUCAAAAAGCGACCGAGUGGAGAUGAAGAAAAAAAAAUUGCACAUUCGUAAAUCAACACCAGAAGAUAACGGAGUCUAUACAUGUCAGGCGCGUAAUGAGGUCGGCUCUUCGCCCCAGGGUGAUAAUUUCCCUCUUAUUAUACCUAGCAACGAAACGGCCACGAUAAAAACGGUCCCCCAAAACGUCAUAGCGAGACGUGGAGAACCGGCAUAUUUUCACUGCUCCUACGAAGACGCCGACGCCGUACAGUGGUUCUUCGGCAACAAUGGACCACUCGAAUCGGACGAUGAAAAAAUCCUAUACGAUAACGGGACUCUGAUGAUUCGAGCUGCCGAACACAGGGAUCAAGGGAUGUACUCGUGUCAUGGGAUCAGAGGCGAAACUUUACAAGUUUAUUCGGCGGAGAUGCAAAUAGCGUAUUUGCGUAAUUUGUCGGCGGCCUCUUUCGAGCCGGCAUUGCCUAACGAACUAGCCGUUGUCGGAGAGCAUCAGGAAUUGCAGAUAAGUUGCUUGGCACCUUCCGGUCUGCCGGCGCCAAAAGUAUACUGGAAAAAUCCUAACGGCCGUAUAAUAAGCGAUCUGGGGGACGUCAGGGUCCAGGACAACACCCUGAUUAUCGGAAAAGCCAGGCUGGACGAGGACGAAGGGAAUUACACCUGCGUAGCCGAGAAUUCGGCCGGGGAAACCGAGAUGACCGUGCAACUCGUGGUUUCCACGGCACCGAGUCUGAUCAGUUCGCCGGAAUCGUUGACGGUUACCGAGGGAAGUCCCGGCAGUUUGUCGUGUUCGUACGUGGGCGUAGAGGCCCCGGUAACCCACGUACGUUGGCUGAAGGACGGCGAACCCCUGCGCGAAAGCGGCGGUCCGUCACGUCACCGGGUAACCGAUAUACGCGGCAACGUCACCCUGUCGUUGAAAAGCGUCGAAUUAUCCGACAAGGGCAGCUACAAGUGCGAAAUAUCCACCAAGGGUUUCCCCCCGAUAUUUUCCGAGCACGCCGAGCUAGUAGUUAAGGAAAAAUUGAAGUUCUCGCCACCCCCGGUUAACAAACGACUCGAACUCGGCUCGACCGCGAAAGUUUACUGCAAGGCGCAAGGCGCCACACACCCCACUGUUAAAUGGGUAAAAGAGAAACGCGGUUCGACCGAGUUCCCCCAACAUAUUCAAGACAUCAACGGCACAUUGCACUUCAACGGUGUCGUUGAAGACGACAAAGGGAGGUACACUUGCUUGGCCACGAACGCGCAAGGCUCCAUCAACCACACCAUUACCAUCGACGUUGUUAUCGCUCCGAAAUUUACCGUUCAGCCUCAAAAUCCCACCGACGCGAUCGAAGGCGAUUCGGUGAUGAUUCAUUGCUCGGCCGAGGGAGAUCCGAAGCCUACCAUUCAAUGGGACAAAAAUUCUCGCAUGAACAAUUUGGAAAGCCCUCGUUUCGAGGUGCUAUCAAACGGAAGUCUCUAUAUCCGCGAGGUCUAUCUUACUGACGAGGGCAAGUACGGAUGUACAGCCGGAAACAGCGGGGGACUCAAGAGGGAGGAAGUUCAGCUUAUUGUCCGAGGCGGAGAUCGUUACCGCUUGGAUAUAGAUCUUGAGACCGGGGAGGACGGAUCAAUGAUGACGAAGACGGUAACGAUAACUCUGAGCGCCGCAGCUGCCUACAUGGUUUUAGUCGUCGGACUUAUGCUCUACUGUCGAUACCGCCGGAGGCGUAGGAAGCAGCAGUACUUGCAGGAACAAGCCGAAGAAAAAAUGGAGAACGGCGAUGUCGCGGAAGAGCAGACCGAGUUGAAGGAUACGAAUCACAAGUCUUCGUCGGGCGCCAGUGGAAAAAAGGGUGAAAAUCGCGACUCUCAUCGUAGCGAUGGCGCCGACACUGCUCAAAGCCAGAGUAGCAAUCAUUCGAAGAAGUCUAAAUCGAGUUACGACAAAAUCGCCGUGUCUCGUAGUAACCUGAAGGAUCUGAAGCCGCUCGGUCGUGGUGAAUUCGGUGACGUUUUCGGUUCGAAGUACCAACUAGACGGCGAAAAAGAGACUCUCGUUAUGAUUAAGAGUCUCACGAGUACGAAGGACGAGAAUUCGCUUCAAGAAUUUAAACGGGAACUGGAUCUUUUGCAUAAAUUGAACCACGAGAAUGUCGCCAAAUUAAUCGGUCUGUGCAGAGAAGAAGAGCCGCAUUACAUGCUCCUCGAAUACACGGACUGGGGUGAUCUGAAACAAUUUUUAAUAGCGUCGCGAAAGGAUAGCGCUUCGAGCCCAUCUCACGAUUCGAAAAAACGGGCUCCUCAGCUCUCGGUCGCCCAGAUACUGUCGCUCUCGAUACAGGCAGCUAAGGGUCUGAAACACGUUGCCGAUAAUCGACUGGUCCACAAGGACGUUGCCGCCCGAAAUUGUCUGAUAUCAAGCAAUUUUUCAAUAAAGAUAUCAUUCCCCUGCAUGACCAAAGAGCCGUACCAUCAGGAGUAUAUGAAACACCGUAACCACGUGAUCCCCCUACGAUGGCUUCCUUACGAGGCGGUGUACGAGGACGAGUAUUCGUCGAAAAGCGACGUUUAUUCGUUCUCUUGUUUAGUUUGGGAGAUGUUCCAUCAAGGAGAAUUGCCGUUUAAUAAAUUAAACGACGACUCAGUUUUAUCUCAAUUAAAAGCUCAAAGUUUAGGUUGGAAGGCCCACAAAGCGGCACCACCUGCAUUACAGGGUUUACAAUCGACUUGUUGGGCGAACGAUCCAAGAGAGCGUCCCACUUUUGACGAAGUUGUUAAUAAAUUAGGCGAAAUUGUUUUAGAUAGCUGCCUAUCGACGUAGGUGAUUUGCGUUGCAAUAACAAAAAUAAAAAAAGAAAAUUUGAAAAAAAAAAAAAAAGGAGAACAAGUGAGAACCAAAAAAAAAAAAAAAAGAAUGGAAAGUGAAUUCUUAAAUAACGAAGAAAAAAAAAAGAAUUAUUUGAAAAAUGGAAAAUAAUAAUAACAAUACUGUAACACGUCAAUCGCAACGAGAAGAAAAUUCGAGAGCUCUUCACUUUUCUUCCUCCAUCUCUGUCUUUCUAGCCUCCACUCUCAUUCGUUUCACGUAUCUGACGGUAAGAACUGAUAACUGCGAAAUUCUUCUCAUUCCAUCAUUCGAAGAAGCAGAAAAGUGAAAAGUCAAAAUUUUAAUCUAAUCUCAUCUGAUCUGAUUGACGUCUCAAACUUGCAGUAUUUAAACUCGUCCAUUAGCUCUCUAAGGGAAUAAUAUUUAUUUCCGACUGAAUAACUUUAUCCAUCCAUCUGUACCUUCCUCCUUCCCUCCCUGACGCAUUGAAAUUCGUGAGUAUCGCAAUUUAAUGCGGAUGAGUAGAAAAAGAAUCAUUUACACAUAACAUUUAACCAUCAUAAUCAUUGCACUCGAAUCGUAUAAUAAUGAUAUCAAUGACUUAAUAAUAGUAAUAUUUAUAAUGACAUGAAACAUUAAUCAUAUAAUUAUUAAUGAUAACAACUGCAACAAUAAUAAUAAUAAUAUAAUGACUAUAACACGAUGCUCACUAUAGCUGCAUAAGACGUACAAGUCUGAUUCAUCUCACAUCGAAUAACAAUAUACAUAUAUGCAUAAUUAAUUAUUCCAAUAAUCGUAAUCAACUACCUUUACGUAUAAAUACGUAACUGGAAAGAACAUUUUUUACAAACAAUGCUCAUUUUUUCUAUGUUUUUUUAUCAGAAAAAUAAAAUAAAUAAUAAUAAUAAUAGUAAUAAUAAGAACAAAAAUAAGAAGAAAGUAACGAAAUCAUAUCAAUUAUACUAUUGAAAUUAUGUAUAGGAAAUCUUAAAUCCAUGAAAAAUUCAGAUUCACAAAAACGUAUUACGUAAUUAUUAUAUUUAUGAAGUGAUACUCUUACACUAUACUUAAUCACCACGAAAUUGAUGCGAAACGGUGGAAAAAAAUGAGAAAAAAAAUUCGAGAAGAGAGGGGGAAAAAAUGGAAUUUAAUUCGAAGUCAGAAUGUCAUCUACAAUGAUGUGUGUAAUAUUGAAUCGUAAUCACUGGUACACAAUUUUUUACAGAUAUACCCGCGUAAACUAUGCAUCGGUAUCGUAUAGUGUAUCAUAAGAAUAUUACAAUAAAAAUAAUAAUGAUAAUGAUAAUUGUAACAAUAUUAAUAAUAAUAACUGACGCAUUUGAGGAGAAGAUGGUAACGCGAGCUCAUAAUUCUUAAUAACUUGAUGAAACCAAAUUUUGAGUGAAGAAAUAGAAAAAAGAAGAACAGAGAUAAACGGCCUUGUAAAUACCGUAUGAGCAAGAACGGAAGAUGAAAAACAACGAGGUGAAUGUAAUUUUCUUUUCAGACAGAAUGUUCUGAUUUGCUUGGCUACGUUACAAUAUAACAUGCAUAUAUUUAUACGCGAUCGUACUUGUGAAACAAAAUGAAAUAUUUGUAGAACGAACAAAAAAAACGAAUGAAAAUGAUAUCUUUAACUUCACUUCAGUUUAUUUCAGUAGACAAAAACGCCAACGAUUUUUAUCGUCACUAUACACGCUAUCGAUUAACCCCUAAAUUUAUUUAUAUUAUUAUCAUAAUAUAAUUUUAUAUUAUUAUACACAUUUAUACGUAUGUAAUAUUACACAUUAUUAACGAGUACUCAUUAAAAAUAAAUAUGUUAUACAAUACGAUAACGGCGAUAAUGAUAAUAAUAUUAAUAACAAUAAUGAUGAUAUAAUAAUCGUGAAAUAAUAUCCAUGCAAACACUGCCGAUAUAAUAUUCAUAAACCCAUCAUAAUAAUAGUAAUAAUAAUAGUAAGUACAAUAACGAUAUUAAUAACGGUAAAAUUUGAUAUAAAGCGAUAGUCGUCAUAAUGAAGUAAUUUAUUACGUGCAUCAUUCAAAUCAGACUCUUCAUUAUUCACCAUAUGAAUCUGCGAUAUACCGUGACAGAUUUCUUUUUAGUUAUAGCAUUAUCGAUUUUUGACACUGUUUAAAAAAAGACAUAAUUAAUCUGUCAGAAAUAAUUCUAUCGCAACAAACAUACCGUACGCGUCUUUGAUUAACAUUAUACUCAACUUUGAUUGGAAAAAAAUACGUAAUUUUUUUAUUUUUUUAUUUUUUUCUUUAGAACAUAAAUCGACUCGUCUUCCUUGUGAUCGUGAGUAUAAUAAAGUUAAUUAUCGAAUGUAUAUUGGAAUGAUAAUAAUUCUGAUGAUGUAUCUGCGAGAUUGCGGUACAUCCAAUUUUAUAAAAUAAAUCUAGUCACCGUAUUGUGCAGUGGUAGUAAGAUGCGAACUAUUUGGAGGGAAAACAAAUAAUUGCAAACUAUCAAUCAUGGAUUGAUUGAUCGAUUCAUUCAUUGUUACCUCAUCCGCGUACAUUAUCAUCUUCAUAUAUGAUUCCGUAGACUUUUCACAUGAUCAGAACGUAUUAACAAUUGUUAUUAUAGUCGGCUAUUUGAAAUAAUAAAAAAAUUGAAAGAAAAUUAAGAAAA
Messenger RNA from Athalia rosae (coleseed sawfly), 6301 nucleotides. RefSeq names its product inactive tyrosine-protein kinase 7-like. Lineage: Eukaryota; Metazoa; Arthropoda; Insecta; Hymenoptera; Athaliidae. Bases 340 to 3657 code for a protein of 1105 amino acids. Gene Ontology annotation, biological process: dendrite self-avoidance; protein phosphorylation; homophilic cell-cell adhesion. The transcript is spliced from 10 exons. The record is from RefSeq and is a predicted model, not a curated record. Gene Ontology annotation, cellular component: plasma membrane; axon. Gene Ontology annotation, molecular function: cell-cell adhesion mediator activity; protein kinase activity; ATP binding.